AUUGAAUUCACUUGCUUUUUAUUUUGUUGCAUAAAAUGGCAUAAGUCACAGAUAUCACUUCGGUAAUGUUGAUACAACUUUGCCAACACAACAGUUCUUGAAGAGGCAAACAGUAAGGAAUGUGACAAGUUUUAUCACAUUUUUCACAAACUUGGAUUUUCUGAUUUUAUGAUCAGUCAACUACACCUGCCUACAGAUGGUAUUCUUUGCAGACUACCAGUAUAUUCAAGAAAGGUAGAGUACAGAUCAGUGGUCUGCGUUUAUUACUUGUUGCGCUGACAUACACAGCAUAUGCAGUGAAAUUCUCUACCAGUUAUUUUUGGUGGUUCAUAUAACAUUGAAACUCCUCAAAAAAAUCAUCUUAAUGUCCUAGCAAACCAAUAGGUGAGUGAGUUUGUCACAAGUUUUUAUAACAUUUGAAUACCGCCAAAAUUUUGUAAUAGCCAAAUCAGAAUCGAAUUCAGUUUCUAAUUGAUCACAUCGUGAGUGAAGCAUCUGGCGCACUGCAUCAAACGAAUACGCAGUGCAAUGAGCAAGUUAAAAUCGUGCCUCCCUGAACACUGGUUGACAAUUGUUACUGUAACAAGUAUCAUCAUCGGAGUUGGAUCUGGAUUUAUUUUAAAAAAUUGGACGCAACAACCAUGGUCAGAACGUCAAAUCAUGUACCUCCAAUUUCCUGGAGAGUUAUUCCUUAGAAUGGUCAACUGUUUGAUCCUGCCACUGAUUAUAUCUAGUAUUGUCAGCGCUAGCUGCAAUUUGAGUAAAUCAGGGAGCAUUGGAAUUAAAGCACUCGGAUAUUAUUCCUUAACUACCACAUUAGGCAUAAUUUUGAGCGUUACUCUUGUGCAAACGAUUAAACCUGGCCAGUGGCAGCAGAAUACAAAUGUCACAUUUACAGAAUCUAGUCGCAAUUUUGUCACUACUGACACCUUACUGGACCUUCUGCGAAAUUUAUUCCCAGAGAAUUUGAUAAAAGCUUGUCUGGCCCAAUAUCGUACUGUUCUAAAGGAGCCAGGAAAUAUCACUGAAGUGUCAAUUUUGGAUUGGGGUAUUGACCAUGAGUACACAAUUGGCACUAAUGUUCUGGGACUCGUCUUCUUCAGUUUGGUACUGGGACUUGCGUUAGGAAAAAUGGAACCUGGAGGGAAACCAGUAUUGGAUUUUUUCAACACACUUUCAGACGUUACAAUGCUCAUCAUGAAUUGGGUGGUGAAGAUGGCUCCUGUUGCUGUGCUUUUUAUUAUACCGGGAAAGAUUCUCAGCAUAGAAGAUUUUGAAGUAAUGAUUGCACGACUAGGUAUCUAUGUCCUAACAGUGUUCAUUGGCUUGAUUACUCAUGGUUUUAUUAUCUUGCCUCUGAUUUAUUAUACCUGUACAAGGAAAUCGCCCUUUAAAAUUAUUUCAAAAAUUGGCCCUGCAAUUAUAACUGCUUUUGGAACAUCGUCGAGUACAGCUACUGUGCCGAUGACGAUCCAAUGUCUAGACAAAAUAGGCAUAGAUCCAAAAGUGACCAGAUUUAUUGCCCCAAUUGGUGCUACAAUAAAUAUGGAUGGUAUUGCACUCUAUGAAUCUGUAGGAGCUAUUUUUAUUAUUCAAUUGAGAGGAUUGGAUUUUUCAUUAGCUAGAAUAAUAGCAAUCAGUAUAACUUGUACGGUCUCAUGUAUCGGUGCAGCUGGUCUGCCGAAUGGAGGGUAUGUUAUGUUAGUGAUGGUAUUGAAUUCAGUUGGAGUUCCAGCGGAAGAUGUGAUGCUCAUUGUGGCUAUCGAUAGUCUAGUUGAUCGCUUUCGGACUACCAUCAAUAUUAUUGGAGACGCAUUGGCUGCUGGAAUUAUUGCACAUCAUACAAAAGACAGUAGAGAAUGUGCGGCUUUUGAAGAAAUGGGAGAACUUUUGCAAUCCAAAGACAUGGAGCUGGAUAAGAAGGAACUUGAAUAAAGACUUGGCAUUGUGUCAGUAACAUGAUAAUGUAAGAGAUACAUACUUCAAGACUGAUAUAUUUGAUUUUGGUGGGUAAUUGCGAUCACAGAUAACAUACGAAUCGAUUGUGAAGGUAAUUUGAAAGGCUUGCCCCAUACCUUCUAAAUGUUCCCCAUACUUCCAAAAACGAUGCUACUGUCAGGAUUCCAUUAAUAAUCGCUUGAGAUGAUGAUACCGAUCUGCUUGAUCCUCAAAACACACCGUUCAUCAUUAUAAUCUUAUCUCUCGAACAACACUAAAAACAGACUCGCACGAGCGGGAAAAACUCGCAAAUGUAUGGAAACAAUCAAGCAGCGUGAAGUUGAAAAUUUCAAAUUUCAAACUAUGUUCUUAACAUUUCGCAAUAUAUUUAUCAUACUGUCUGAUGGAGAAACUAUCUUUUUUUUGUUAUUCUCUAAAUACAAUGUGAAUGUUUUAAUAAUCAACCUUUGCUGAAAUAUCCUAGCUCAAAAAACGUGUGACUGAGCGUUGACUGACUGACUGAUGGCAUGACUGACGUAUGUACGUACCAACUAUCGGGGACUCGCACAAACAAUCUGGUCGUUCAAUUUUCGUUUGCAAAAUAAACAUGUGAAAAUGGAACACUAACCUACAAUUGGAAUACAGUGGGUUUGAAGUUAACCUGCAAAGGAGUGUUUGAAUUAUUAAUACAUUUACAUCGACCUUAGUCACUGUUAGAAGAUCAUUAUCAUCAGACACUAUUUUACCAUUAAUUUAACUAAUAAAUACAAAAUUAUGGAA
Molecule: messenger RNA, 2718 nt
Organism: Athalia rosae (coleseed sawfly)
Lineage: Eukaryota; Metazoa; Arthropoda; Insecta; Hymenoptera; Athaliidae
Product: excitatory amino acid transporter 3-like
Exons: 9
Coding region: 529-1935 (468 amino acids)
Biological process (GO): L-glutamate transmembrane transport
Cellular component (GO): plasma membrane
Molecular function (GO): neutral L-amino acid transmembrane transporter activity; glutamate:sodium symporter activity; L-glutamate transmembrane transporter activity
Source: RefSeq, a predicted model, not a curated record